This is a messenger RNA of Cladophialophora yegresii CBS 114405, 735 nucleotides long. RefSeq lists its product as uncharacterized. The transcript has 2 exons. Lineage: Eukaryota; Fungi; Ascomycota; Eurotiomycetes; Chaetothyriales; Herpotrichiellaceae. The coding region runs from base 1 to 735 and encodes 244 amino acids. The record is from RefSeq and is a predicted model, not a curated record.
AUGUCCAGCCAGUCCAGAUCUUUAGACAUCCGCGACUGGCCCUUACAGCAGACGACCCGACAAGGUAGCAUUACUUCAUCACUCAGUUCUCCUUCGGAAACCACCAGUGUACAUUUUGCCAAUCUGAACCUGCCACCUACACCAGCCCUGUCUGGCCGCAGCGAUUAUGGCCGCCUAUCAUCUAACGGACCCGAGAACAGCGUCCACGUUCCCUUGAGCAAGCCUGUCCAUAUCUCUUUCAGCAAAGGCAGCAAGCUGUUCAAGUUGAAGUAUUCGCAGAUUCAGCUGCGGAGGGACGGUGCAGGACAUCUGAAGCAGAUUGAACUGAGCGACCCAGCAGGCCUGCAAAGUGCAUUCAUCCAUUCAUUCCCAGGCACCAAGAUCCCUAUCCCUCAUCUCGAGCAACCUGUCACCUCCAGCACCUCUCAUAUCUCCCGGGUAUCAUUCCUUGAGGAACAGAAUGUACAGACGGCACAGACUUUAUUUCAAGCACAGCCCCAGUACACCUUCGAGACAUGGGAAGAUUGCGUCCAUUUCCAAGAAGCUCUGCUCAGCCAGACAGUGGUCUUCACGGCUGGCAUUGCAGAGGCAAAGUCAAAGGGCCGUGGUGAAGAAUGCAUAAGCCAGAAUCUGCGGAUACUGCGAUCUCGGACAGGGAAGCAGACGAUUCUGUUCUUUGCAAAUUCGCAGCGGAAGGAGAAGAAGCGCUAUAUCUCAAUACCGCGUAAGUUCUGA